Messenger RNA from Daphnia pulicaria, 11042 nucleotides. It is a transcript of the gene CadN, whose product is annotated as neural-cadherin-like. Gene Ontology annotation, cellular component: plasma membrane; catenin complex. Gene Ontology annotation, molecular function: calcium ion binding; cadherin binding. Gene Ontology annotation, biological process: homophilic cell-cell adhesion. The transcript has 35 exons. Lineage: Eukaryota; Metazoa; Arthropoda; Branchiopoda; Diplostraca; Daphniidae. The record is from RefSeq and is a predicted model, not a curated record. Bases 564 to 9671 code for a protein of 3035 amino acids.
ACACACACACACACACUAACUAUACUGCUAAAGCUUCGUCGGCAGUUUGUAAAAACUUUCAGUUCGAGACCAGAAGCCGAGUGAGAGUCUUGUCGGAGCUUCGCUGGUCAACAUUUUCCUCCCCGAUUGAACAUUUUUUAAAAAUUUCUUGCUUGCAACUGAACACCGACAAAAAUUUCGCAUCGGUGUGUUUGGUGUGAGUGAGUGAGAGUGCAUCUGUGUGAUUUGUGUGUGUGUGUGUGUGUUUUAUUUGAAAAGAGAAAAGGAUUCGUGAAUUGUCUUCAGCCAUUGGAUGGCCGGCCCAACAACUACUUCAACAGCGACCAUGAAGUGCUCUUGACGAGUCUGUUCCACUGCUGCUGGGCCACUGCUGAGAGAAAGGAGAAAAAAAGAAGUGUACGUUCAUGCCCGCCGUCGUGUGUGUGUGUGACCCCUCGAUCAAUAACUUGAGCGCCGUUGCUGCUGCUGCUCCCCCUGUUGUUUGAACAAACUCUCGCCGUCUCUCUUUCUCUUCUUCUUCUAUUUUCCUACCAUCCAACUCCAACCGACGAGUGGAUAUAAAAAUGGCGGCCUGGACUUUAGCUGCCAAUUUGCUUUUCGUUUUAUUGCGGCUGUUUGUGACGGCCGAAUCCAAGAAUGCUACAACAAACCCGACGUUGAGGAGUCUGGUCGUAGCUCAUGAUGUUCCGGCUGGAUUUAGUAUCGAUCGGUGGGCGUCCAGCUCGCCGGAAGCCGAGUACAAGCUCCUCAGGUCGCCUUUUUCUGAUCGUUUCGCAUUGGUCGACAACGGUUUGCUAAUGACGACGGCCAAACUGGACGCUCUAAUCCAUCAUCCGCAACCGUUGACGCUCUACCUGGCCGAGGACGGGCCGGCUCGUAAAUCCACCCACGCCGUUCAGGUUUACGUCGUCGAUCGGCACCAUCUCAUCCGGUUCACUAAAUCCGUUUACCGAGCCCACGUGACGGAGAAUGCUCCGGCCGGCACCCUGGUCGUCUUCCUGGACGGAUUGUCGGUCGUUGCCGAAAACGGCAGUCAAGUGAAAUUCGACAUCAUGAGCGGCGGAUCUGAUGGAUUCCGGAUUGAGAAAAUCACGGAGAGCGACGGUAACUGCACGACGAAUCACACGAGCGCCCGGCUGGUGACUCGCCGGCCACUGGAUCGUGAGCUGCAACCCGUUUACGAUUUGGUUGUGCGAGCUGUGAGUGCUCAUCCGCCCGGAACGGCUACUUGCCGUGUCAUCAUCAGCGUCGACGAUGUCAACGACAACCGGCCCAUCUUCUCUGCCCCAGAGUACCACUUUGAGGUGCCAACGACGGCCAUGAAAUACGACCGCAUCGGACGUGUCAAGGCUGUCGACGCCGACGGCGAUCACGCCAUCUUCCGACUGACAUCGGCCAGCAAUUCGUUCGUCAUGAUCCCGCAAACGGGUGAAAUCAUUUUAAUCGAUCCCCAACUGCCAUCUAGCAACCGCAGCUACGCUCUCCAAGUCACGGCUAAAGAUCGUCGUGAGCCCGGCUGGGAAACGGAGCAGCCGGCCCGGAUUUUCAUCCGCACGAAACAACAAGAAGAAGAAGAAGGAGACGUGAAAGCAGCAGAUCAACAAGAACAUCACAACUUGGUCAAACGUCGAGCGCCACGGGCCCUCCGCCCGACGAAAAGAAUCGAAUUCUCCGAAGCGGAUGGCGCGCCGGAAGGCAAAUUGAUGUUUGCCCUGGACAAACCCAGCGAGAAGGAGCGCUUCAAAGUCCGCGACGACAACCCGUGGGUGACUGUGGAGCCGAACGGCAACGUCCGAGUCAAGCGCAAAUGGGACUACGAGGAGCUGGGACCGGAGAAAACCAUCGAUUUUUGGGUGACCAUCACCAACAGCGAGGGCGGAGCCGGAAGAUACACGGACAAUCAGCGCGUGAUUGUUCAGGUGAAGGAUGUCAAUGACGAGCCGCCUUACUUCAUCAACCGGCCAUUGCCCAUGCAGGCCGUCGUCCAGCUCAAUGCACCUCCAAACACGCCCGUCUUCACCCUGCAGGCUCGCGAUCCCGACACGGACCAUAACAUCCACUACUUCCUCGUCCGAGAUAGAACCGGCGGCCGGUUUGAGGUGGAUGAACGUUCGGGCGUUGUGCGGACCCGAGGCGGUGAGCCUUUCCAGCUGGACAUGGAGUACGUCCUCUACGUCAAAGCCGAAGAUCAAAACGGCCGGCUGGAUGAGAGACGGUACCAGUCAACCCCGGAGGAGCGGCUCUCCAUUGUCGGAGGCAAACGUCCACCUCAAUUCUACAUGCCCAGCUACGAGGCUGAAAUUCCGGAAAACCAGAAAAAAGAUUCAGACAUCAUUUCGGUGAGGGCCAAAUCUUUUGCCGAAAGGGAAAUCCGCUACACGUUGAAAGCCACCGGACAAGGCGCCGGAACGUUCAAUAUCGGACCUACCACCGGCAACGUCCGGCUGGCCAAAGACCUGGACUUUGAAGAUUUACGUCAACCGCACGUCUAUCAACUCCAGGUGACGGCGACCGAAGAUUCCGGAGGAUUCUCCACAUCCGUCGAGUUGACAAUUCGCGUGACGGAUGUCAACGACAACGUACCCAAGUUCGAGCUGCCCGAUUACCAGGCCCACAACAUCGACGAAGACAUUCCCGUCGGCACGUCCAUCCUCAAAGUGAAAGCCACCGACUCUGAUUCCGGUUCCAACGCCGAAAUUGAAUAUUCCGUGUCUGACGAUCAUUUCGCCAUCGACUCGAACGGCGUCAUCAGCAACGGCAAGCAGCUGGACGCCGACAACAACAACGCUUACUACGAGUUCACCGUCACGGCCCGCGACAAAGGGGAAUCACCCAAAUCCGGCACGGCCACCGUCCGCAUCUACACCAAGAACAAGAACGACGAGGAGCCGAAAUUCUCGCAGGGCGUGUACACGCCCAACGUGGACGAGAACGCCGGGCCCAACACGCUGGUGACGACGGUCGUGGCUUCCGACAAGGACGGCGACAACGUCCGCUUUGGAUUUGUCGGCGGCGGCACCCGAUCCGGCCAGUUUGUCAUCGAGGAGCUGACGGGCGUCAUCCGCCUCCACAGCGGCGGAAUCAGUUUGGAUCGCGACAAGUACGAGCUCAACGUGACGGCCAUCGACGACGGCGCCUGCUGCGGAGGCACCGGACUGACUCACACGUCGACGGCCGUCGUGGUCGUCUUCAUCACCGACGUCAACGACAACAAGCCCGUCUUCUCCGAGUGCAGCUCCUACAGUCCCAAAAUCGAAGAAGGAGCUCCUAAUGGCAGUCCAGUCGUCCGCGUCCAGGCCACCGAUGCCGAUAAGGGCGUCAACGGCCAAGUCAAGUACUCGAUCGUCCAGCAGCCCAACCAGAAAGGCACCAAAUUCACCGUCGACGAAGAAACGGGCGAGAUCUUUACCAACAAAGUGUUUGAUCGUGAAGGAGACGAUGGUAAAUUCGUUUCGGUGACGGUCAAGGCCACCGAUCAGGGAGACCCAUCCUUGGAGGGCGUCUGCUCGUUCACCGUCGAGAUAACCGACGUCAACGAUAAUCCGCCCCUUUUCGAUCGUCAGAAAUACGUGGAGAACGUCAAACAAGACACGAACAUCGGGACAAACAUUUUACGCGUCUCGGCCUCGGACGAGGAUGCCGACAACAAUGGCGCCAUCGUCUACAAUUUGACGGCCUACAAUUCCCAGGACCUGGAAUACUUUACCAUCCUGCCCGAAUCCGGCUGGAUCGUCCUGAUCAAACCGCUCGACCGGGACAAAUUCCGGUUGCGAGUGGUGGCGGCCGAUCGAGGCGAUCCGCCGCUGUGGGCCGAAGUCGACGUCGAACUGGAUGUGGUGGAUCGCAACAACAAGCCGCCGUUGUGGGACCUGACCAACUACGGGCCCAUUUUCGUCAAGGAGAACGUGACUGUCGGCACAGUCGUCACCUCCGUUAAAGCCAGUUCGGGUAUCGAAGGCAAUCCGACCGUCUUUUAUCGGCUGAUUCGAGGCUCAACGGCUCAGACCAACAAGUACGACACGUUCUACUUGCAACAGCGGGCCGACAACGGCCAUACAUGGGCCGAUAUCAAAGUCAACCAUCCGCUGGAUUACGAGAAUAUCAAAGAAUACAAUCUGACCAUUCGUGUCGAGAACAACGGCGUCCAGCAACUGGCCAGCGAGGCCACCGUUUACAUUGUCCUGGAAGACGUCAACGACGACAUCCCGCUGUUUACCGAGCGUGAGCAAGAGACAGUGCUGGAGGGCGAACCCAUCGGUACGGGCGUGACCAGAGUCAACGCCAUCGACAAGGACGGAACUUUUCCCAACAAUCAGGUUUAUUACGGCAUCGUCGAUUCACCCCGUAACGAGGGCAAGGAUUACUUUGAAAUCAACGAGCAGACGGGCGAGAUCUUCACCAAAAUAGUGUUUGAUCGUGAGAAACAAGCGGCCUACGCCCUAGAAGUCGAAGCCAGGGACGGCGCUCCUUCGGCUCGACCCAAUAGCAACGGCCUGCCCAACACAGUGACGAAAUUCAUUCGUAUCGGAAUCGCCGAUAAGAACGACAAUCCGCCCUAUUUCGACAAGACUCACUACGAGGCCGAAGUGGACGAGAACGAAGAUAUCCAGCACACGGUGCUCACCGUCACCGCCAAAGAUCUCGACGAGUCCUCGAAAAUCCGUUACGAAAUCACUCGCGGUAACUUGGGAGGAGCUUUCGCUGUCAAGAACAUGACGGGCGCCAUUUACGUGGCCGGACCGCUCGACUACGAGACCCGCAAAAGAUACGAGCUGCGCUUGGUAGCCUCUGACAAUCUCAACGAGAACUACACGACGGUGGUCAUCCACGUCAAAGAUGUCAACGACAAUCCGCCAGUGUUCGACCGGCCCACCUACGAGGCCCAAAUCACCGAGGAAGACGAUCGCAACUUGCCUAAGCGCAUCCUACAGGUGACUGCCACUGACGGUGACAAGGAUCGCGAGCAGAACAUCGUCUAUUUCCUGACGGGUCAAGGUAUCGAUCCCGACAAUCCGGCCAACAGCAAAUUCGAUAUCAACCGAACGACGGGCGAAAUCUACGUCCUGAAACCACUGGAUCGCGAUCAGCCCAACGGACGUCCCCAAUGGCGUUUCACCGUGUUUGCCCAGGACGAGAAAGGCGAGGGACUUGUGGGUUACGCCGACGUCCAGGUCAAUUUGAAGGACAUCAACGACAAUGCGCCACUCUUCCCUCACGGCGUCUACCUGGGCAAUGUGACGGAAAACGGGACGGCCGGCAUGGUGGUCAUGACGAUGACGGCAGUCGAUUACGACGAUCCCAACGAAGGAUCCAACGCCAAAUUGACCUAUUCCAUCGAGAAGAACGUCAUUGACGAGAACACGGGCAUGCCCAUCUUUGAGAUCGAGUCGGAGACGGGAGUCAUCAAAACGGCAGUGCCCGGCCUGGAUCGUGAAAAGACGCCCGACUAUUCGAUUCAAGUGGUUGCCAUGGACGGGGGCGGACUCAAAGGAACGGGCACGGCGUCCAUUAGAGUCAAGGAUAUCAACGACAUGCCGCCACAGUUCACCAAAUCCGAAUGGUACACUGAAGUUGACGAAACGGACGGCAUCGCCUUACCCGACGCCCCCAUUCUGACUGUCACCGUUCACGAUGAAGACGAGACCAACAAAUUUCAUUACAAGGUGAUCGAGAGCAGCGGAUUCGGCGCCGAUAAGUUCACCAUGGUCCGCAACAACGACGGAACUGGUUCGCUCAAAGUCGUCCAGCCUCUCGACUACGAAGAUAAACUUCAAAGGAACGGAUUCCGUUUCAUGAUUCAAGUCAACGACAAGGGCGAGGACAAUGAUAACGACAAGUAUCACGUUGCCUAUUGCUGGGUGAACGUCAAAUUGCGUGACAUCAAUGACAACAAGCCGCUCUUUGAGAAAGCCAACAUCGAGACUUCCGUUUAUGAGAACGCUGAAGUUGGCAAGAGUUUGGAAACGUUCCGCGCCACUGAUCCGGAUCAAGGAGGCAAAAGCAAAGUUUCCUUCGCCAUCGAUCGAGCCUCGGAUCGUCGGCGUCAGUUCGCCAUCAAUCAGAACGGCACCGUCACCAUCCAGCGCCAUUUGGAUCGUGAAGACACUCCGCGUCAUCAGGUGAAGAUCCUGGCCAUCGACGACGGCGUUCCGCCCAAGACGGCAACAGCUACUUUGACAGUUAUCGUCCAGGACAUCAACGACAACGCCCCGCGGUUCCUCAAGGAUUAUCGACCGGUUCUACCCGAGCACAUGCCACCAAGAAAAGUCAUCGAGAUCCUGGCAACUGAUGAUGAUGAUCGUUCAAAAGGCAACGGACCUCCGUUCUAUUUCCGUCUAGAUCCUAACGCCGACGACGAGAUUCGAGCCUCAUUCAAAAUCGAACACGAUCCGAAGGGAGCCAACGGAGACGGAAUGGCCAUUGUUUCGUCGUUGCGGUCGUUCGAUCGGGAGCAGCAAAAAGAGUUCCACGUGCCUAUAGUCAUCAAGGAUUCAGGCAAUCCGGCCAUGUCUGGCACGUCGACGUUGACAGUUAUCAUAGGCGACGUCAACGAUAACAAAAUGCAGGCCGGCGCCAAAGACAUUUUUGUUUACAAUUACAUGGGCCAGGCGCCAGAUACGGAAGUCGGUAGGGUUUACGUCUACGAUCUCGACGAUUGGGAUCUGCCGGACAAGAAAUUCUACUGGGACACGAAGGAGCACCCGAAUUUCUCGCUCCACCAGGACACUGGCAUGUUGACUAUGCGCCACGGAACGCGGGAUGGCAAGUACCACCUCCGAUUCCGCGUCUACGACCGCAAGCACACCCAAGUCGACGUGCCGGCCAACGUCACCGUCACCGUCAGAGAAAUCACUCACGAGGCUGUCACCAGUUCGGGUUCCAUCCGCAUAGCUGGCAUCUCGGACGAAGAUUUCAUCCGCAUUUGGGAUUAUAGGACCCAAGAUAUUGUCAAGAGCAAAAUCGAUAAACUGCGUGAUAAACUGGCCCAGCUUCUGGCUAUCGAUCGGGAAAAUGUGGAUAUUUUUAGCGUCCAGUUACGUCAACAACGUCCCCCCAUUACGGAUGUCCGCUUCUCUGCCCACGGCUCUCCCUAUUACAAACCCAUCAAACUUAACGGCAUUGUCCUCCAGCAUAGAGAAGAGAUCGAAGCUGAAGUGGGCAUCAACAUCACAAUGGUGGGCAUUAACGAGUGCUUGAAGGAGAAUCAAGCCUGCGAAGGAUCUUGUACAAAUAUUAUGGAAGUCAGCACUUUGCCGUACCUGAUCAAUGCCAACAAAACGGCCCUCGUAGGCGUGCGGAUCGAUAUCCAACCAGAGUGCACUUGUGGUGCCCGUAAUUUCACUCGCGAUGAAAGCUGCCGGAAUAAUCCAUGCCACAAUGGCGGAAGAUGCGUCGAAGGCCGUUAUGGUGUCACAUGUCAAUGUCCAAGUGGCUACGACGGACCUCGUUGUCAGCAAACUACCCGCACUUUCCGCGGCAGUGGUUGGGCUUGGUAUCCGGCGUUGGAAAUGUGCGAAAAUUCCCAUCUCAGUAUCGAGUUCCUCGCUAAGAAACCGGACGGAACUCUGCUCUACAACGGACCGAUGGUGCCACCGGAAUCGGAGGAAACUCUCAUUUCAGAUUUCAUCGCUUUGGAAUUGGAGUCGGGUAAUCCGAGAUUGUUGAUUGAUUUCGGCUCCGGAACGCUGGAACUCAAAAUCAAAUUGAACAAGACGACGCAUCGUUUGGAUGAUGGCGACUGGCAUCGUCUUGACAUUUUCUGGGACACGGAGAAUGUCCGGAUGGUGUUGGAUCUCUGUCGCUACGCCACCAUCUACGAGCCGGAAGACGGAACUGCUUCCAUCUUCAACACUUCUGCCUGCGAAGUCAAGGGGGUUAUCCCGCCGUUCAACGAAUACCUGGACGUCAGUUCGCCAUUGCAAAUCGGUGGUGUCUCACACGCUUCUCUCGAUCCGUCUCAAUUCCGUUGGGAUCAUCUUCCGCACGGAAAAGGUUUCAGCGGCUGCAUCCGUAAUUUCAUUCACAACAGCAAGAUCUACGAUCUGGCAGAACCCGGAAUGUGGCAGGGAAGUCAGCCUGGAUGCGCUCCGCUGGAUGAGCUUUGCUCCGGAAACGAAAUUUCCGGAACUGGCGUCACUUCCUUUGGUCGACCGACUUCAUCCGGCUGCGGUGAACACGGAAGCUGCGUCGGGUCCUUAUCCGAGCCGCGUUGUGAAUGUCGUCCAGGUUGGACCGGACCGGGUUGUAACCAGGAAACCAUUCCGGCUACUUUCAAUCCUCAGAGCUACGUCAAAUACGCUCUGUCCUUCGAACCGGUUAGUUUCAUCACGGCCAUCCAGCUGCGUUUCAGGACGAGAGAGGAGCACGGAGAACUGUUCCGGGUUUCUGACCAACACGCCCGCGAAUACGGAAUUCUGGAAAUCAAGGACGGCAGAUUGCGAUUCCGCUUCAAUUUGAACAGCUUGAGAACGGAAGAGAAAGAUUUGUGGUUGACGUCCAUCACCGUCAACGACGGCCAAUGGCACACGGUCAAAGUGAGUCGUUUCGGAUCGGCCGCCAUGUUGGAACUGGACGGUGGAGAAGGCCGCCGUUACAACGAAACCUUCAUCUUCGAGGGCCACCAGUACAUGCAAGUCGAUAAGCAGGAGGGUGUCUACGCUGGAGGCAAGGCGGAAUACACUGGCGUCCGCUCGUACGAAGUUUACGGCGAUUACCAGAAAGGCUGUUUGGAUGACAUCCGUUUGGAAUCGAAACCUCUUCCGUUGCCUCCAGCCCUGAAUGGAACCCAAUGGGGUCAGGCGACAACUUCGCACGGUGUCCGUCGUAAUUGCCCGUCCAACAAUCCAUGCUCCAACGUCAUCUGCCCACUUCCAUUCGAAUGCAAUGACUUGUGGAUGGACUACGAGUGCAGUUGUCCUGCUGGUCAGAGUAAAUACGGAAGUAGUUGCCGCGACGUGGACGAAUGCGCUUGGCGGCCGUGUCGCCGUUUCGGCUCGACCUGCGUCAAUUACCAAGAUGAGCGCGGCUACGAAUGCAUUUGCCCGCUCGGCUACAUGGGCAAACAUUGCGACCUGGAAGUGAUGACGAGCGCCACCAUCACCACCUCCACUGAUUUCAUCAUUGCUAUCAUCGCUUGUCUCGCCACCCUCCUCCUUAUGGUGCUGAUUUACGUGGUGUACAGCCGUCGAAGGGAAUCUACAGUUCGUUACGCCGGUCCCGAUGACGACGUCCGUGAAAACAUCAUCAAUUACGAAGAUGAAGGCGGCGGCGAAGAUGACAUGACGGCCUACGAUAUCACGCCGCUCCAAAUUCCCAUCGGCGGCCAUGGAUUGGGACUCGGCUACGACACCAUGAAAGGAGGCAAAAUUCCAUACCACUCUCCAGCGCCAAUGAUGAUGAGCGGCGAGCCGAAUGUCGGUGUCUUCAUCGACGAUCACAAGCGAAGAGCCGACACGGACUUGAACGCUCCGCCCUACGAUGAUUUGCGCAACUACGCUUACGAAGGAGGCGGUAGUACAGCCGGAUCCUUAUCUUCUCUAGCGUCUGAGGACGACGAGCAGGAUUUCGAUCAUCUUAACGGCUGGGGUACGCGGUUCCAGAAGUUGGCCGACAUGUACGGCGAGGGCGACAGUGAAGAGGAAGAGGAGGAAGAAGAAGAGGACAUUCAUUAAAGAAAGAAACCAAAAUAAGAAAGAAAAAGAGUCAGACGAAAAGCUGUGCCCUCUCACCCCUUUUUCAGCACUGCGCUCAAGCUGAUUCCAUUCCUAUCGUCUUAUUCUUUUGUUUUCCUCCCCCCAGUCUCUUGAAAAAGAAGAAGAAGAAAAGAAACCACCACCUAUGAGGCCAGCCCUUGAAGAUGGCGUCCUCACUUUUGUCAACAAUCUGGUCAAAUAAUUUUUUCAAUGUGUGAAAAACAUUCCAAAGGAAAGGAAAAAUGCGAGAAAAAACGGACUCUCUGCGAAGUCCGUCGCGUUCAGCGGCUUGGCUGCUCAAUUUUUCUAGAUUUCAAAACAAACAAACAAAAAAGACAAUUAAACAAAAAAAAAUUUAAGAAUAAUAAUUAGUAAAUAUUUUAGAGGAACAAGAGGAAAAAGAAAAAAUUCGCGGAUCCAGCGGAUGUUUUUUUUUUUUAAUUCUAUAUCUGCCGUUUCCCGGAAAAUUUAUGAUUUUAAAAAAAAAAGAAUUUCGUGCUGUAGGUUAUGUUUUGACGAUGUUUCACUCACACACACAAGUUUUCACGCCGACACUGUCCUACUGUUUUUAUCUCUCCCUCACCUUCGAUAGAUUUUCUAUUUCAAAUGUUGCCAAUUUUUUUUGAGAAGAUGUGUGCAUAUGAAAAAGUGUCACUUUUUUUGUUUUGUUUGGGUUCAUUUGGACAAUACUCGUACUCGCUUCCCACUCGCCAGUUGCCACUCAUUUGAUUGAGUUGUAUUUUAUUAGGGAAUUCAUUUGUUUUCUUAAUUCGUAAAAAAACAAAAACAACAAGAGUGCUAUCGCCAUUCUCGGUCGGACCCUACUUUUAUUUUUUCGUCUCGUCUCACUUAUACUCUAUAAUAAUUACCGUUCCUAAACCCAGCGAAGAAAGUUAAAUAAUUAUGUGAAAGAAGUAGAUUUACCCCCCAAAAAUUCUUCUGAUUGAUCGACUCUUUUUUGUUUUUUUUUCUAAAUAAUCAUUCGAUUCAUUGUAUCAAUGUUUGUUUAUCUGGGUGGGGAUGAAAGUGUGUCUUGUGCAUUCUUUUGUUUUAUUAUUGCAUGAUCUCAGUCGUUAUGGUACCGAGUGCCGAUAAUGUGCGAGCCAAAAAUGAGAGACAUGAAAAGACGCGAGCGGAGAUUCACUGCCAUAUACAUAAGACGAAUCAUUUUCUUUUCUUUCGGAUUUAAAAACAAAACUUUGCUGACCAUUUUAACUCUCCUCUGGGCAGUAUUUGAAGAAAAAAAAAAUAAUCAUUUUGUUUUCAUUAUAUUUAUAAUAUCGAUCCAGGCGACUCCCUGCUCUUUCCUAUUUCAAUCCAAUAAUUCGACCAGUCGUUUUUCAAUCAUUU